AUGAGGUCAAUUUUAAGCCAAAAAGUAGGAUUUAAUUCUAAUUUUGUACUUUUGAAUAAUGGCCGCAACAUGGCCUUUCCUUCACACAACUCGGACAGCGCUUUUCCGCAGCCACAGUCUCCCAAUACCCUCAACUCUCCCACUUCUCCAGCCUCGGCCACAUUCGCCGACGAAAGCGAUCUCUUCGUGCAAGACGAACCGCAUGUUGGUGAGCUUCAUCUCGUCCCCUGCGCACUUGACGUGUACUUGGAUUUGCCGAACAAAGCAGAAGAUCGUUACGAACUUGUUGAAGGAAUUUUGUUUCAUCGACCCAACAUGGCCAAUACUCAACACGCGAUCAUAAAGGAAUUCCUCGUGACUAAGUUCAGGGCCGUCAAGCUGACCGGUAACAAUCGUGUGAAUAUCUACCCUGAGAUGAAAGUUAAGGUCUCUUCCGGGAAGAGUCGGUCGCCGAGCGUCCGAGUUCCGGAUGUUGUUGUGGGUCCGUACACUUCCUCUGAAAGCACCGGUAACGCAUCUCCCCGGUCACAGAAAAUCAUAUUUCACGAAGACAACAUACCACUCAUGGUAAUAGAAAUCACAAGCCCGAGCAACAGACUGACCGACAUGAACGCCAAGUCUGAGGAGUACUGCCGCACUGGGAUUGCGACAUAUGUUAUCAUAGACCGUGAGACGGAUCGCGUGAUAGUAAGAAAGCUAAUCCGAAACACCCGUUCUCGUCUUGACUACGACUCAGAGGUUGUAUACACAGGGGAUACGCUUGUGGACUGCUUUUUGUUCCGUGAACGUAACCUAACUGCAGAAAAGAUAUUUAGACCGCAGCAGACCGCAGAAGAGGCCGCCCAGUCACCGACCCGGAGAGAAGAGCGUGCAAAGGAAAGAGAACGGCGUGCAAAGGAAGAAGCGCAAGCAACUGCUGUAUCAGAACGGCGUGCAAAGGAAGCAGCCCAAGCAAAGGCAAAAGCAGCCCAGGCGAGAGUAGAUGAGCUCGAAAGGCAGUUGGAGGAAUUCAAAGGCGGCUCUACCGCGAAAGGUGGAACGCAUACGAAUUCCGUGGGGAAGCGCGGAUGAAAGUCAAAGGCGGCUCUACCGCGAAAGGUGGAAGGCAUACAAAUUCCGUGAAGAACGUCGAUAAAGGAUAGUAGGAUAGUCUAGGGUGCCCCAGAAAUGUCACAACUCGAGCAAACACUUCAUGUA
Molecule: messenger RNA, 1197 nt
Organism: Chondrus crispus (carragheen)
Lineage: Eukaryota; Rhodophyta; Florideophyceae; Gigartinales; Gigartinaceae
Exons: 4
Coding region: 1-1071 (356 amino acids)
Source: RefSeq, a predicted model, not a curated record